This is a messenger RNA of Fragaria vesca subsp. vesca, 531 nucleotides long. RefSeq names its product putative pentatricopeptide repeat-containing protein At1g31840-like. The coding region runs from base 1 to 531 and encodes 176 amino acids. The transcript has a single exon. The record is from RefSeq and is a predicted model, not a curated record. NCBI's taxonomy places the organism in Eukaryota, Viridiplantae, Streptophyta, Magnoliopsida, Rosales, Rosaceae.
AUGGCCGAUGGGCUUAAUGAUCUCGAGAAACAUGUAAUGAGGGUUUUCGAGGACGCGACCAAGGACUGUGUGGAUAUGGAAUUGAAAGAACAAUUCGACAUUAUGAUUGGGGACUAUGGUUCUCUCAAUCAAUAUGCACUUGGCAUGUUUGAUUCGAUGGUGAGAAACGACAUGGUUGACCAAGGCAGAGAGCUGUUUAGGCCUGUCACUAUGCUGGGGACGCUGCUGGAUGUAGCUGUGUACACAAUUGUUAUUUUGGUCUACGCCCAUGCCGGCAAGAUCAGGGAUGCUCUCAAGGUCUACCACCACAUGUUAUCCACUGCCAUCACCCCCACGGCUUACACUUACACUGUGCUCAUGAUCGUAAUUGGAAGAGACUCUUCGGGUGCUGAUUUCGUUGGGUAUGCUAAUAAGUUCUUUUUGGAAAUGCUGGAUAGAGGGAUGAAACCCCUUUCGGAGACCUACAUGGUUGUGUUGGACCUCGUUGCCUACCGAGAGCCAGCGGAGAAGGCCAAGGAGUUCCUUGAGUAG